Molecule: messenger RNA, 525 nt
Organism: Dentiscutata erythropus
Lineage: Eukaryota; Fungi; Glomeromycota; Glomeromycetes; Diversisporales; Gigasporaceae
Source: the annotation of a GenBank genome assembly
AUGUUCUCACUUUUUGAAAAUGUUAAAGACAAAGUCAUUGCUGCUAAACAACACUUUAAAAAAGGUGCCCGCUCUUAUUUAGAAAUUGUUUUCGCAAAUCAAAGCCUACUCAAAGAAUAUGUUAGUAAUGGAAAUGUCCCACUUGGUAACAAAAACCAAAUCUCUGACCUUAUUCAAGAGGCCUUUGAAGACAUAGGCGAUAUCUCCUCUAUCAAACCUCUUCUGAUUGAAGGCACUCCUUAUUUAACAAACCAAUGGAUUGUCAUUUUCAAAAACACAGAUGACCCAAACCUAGAAAGUAAAAUCCCACGUUUCACUCAGGUCGGUGACAAUAAGGAAGAACCAACAAUAACUAAAGUACAAGAGGAACUUCCAAAAGAAAACAUUCCUGUUUCAAAUUUGGAAGAAAACCCCAAGGAAAAUACUGAAACUCUAGCUAAUCUUGAUACAAUGAUGAUAUCUACAGAAGAGGCAACUAAGAAGAAUGAUGAAACUGAUGACAAGCUAAAAUCCCUCCAUAUUUAA